Messenger RNA from Scatophagus argus, 3583 nucleotides. It is a transcript of the gene vwa2, whose product is annotated as von Willebrand factor A domain containing 2. The transcript has 14 exons. The record is from RefSeq and is a predicted model, not a curated record. Gene Ontology annotation, molecular function: calcium ion binding. Lineage: Eukaryota; Metazoa; Chordata; Actinopteri; Scatophagidae. Bases 197 to 2578 code for a protein of 793 amino acids.
AUUAGAGCCUACCGGCGCAGGUACAUCAUAGGUGGGCAUGUCGAGUAGGUGGGGUCGUUGCUCUCCUGAGCAGAAAGCCCCUGGCAAAUCAGGCUGCAGUGCGGACUCAGAGGAGUGCAGAGGAGCUGAAGAGGACCGCUUUGUGAAAGGAUAAAUCCAAGGCUUGGAAACACGAAAGAGCGCAUGGUGUCCCGACAUGCACCCUCAUAUCCACUCCUCCCUCCUCUUAACGCUGCUGCUUCUUCAAGUCCAGCAGGGCUCCUCAGUGCAGGAGAUCCAAACCAGCCAUGAGAACAUCGUAAAGAUCAACUCAGUAGGAGAGAUGAUGCAGUGCUCAGCAGCCAUGGAUGUCCUCUUCCUCAUGGAUGGUUCUUACAGCGUGGGGAAGGGCAGCUUUGAAAGAGCCAAACACUACGCAAUCAAACUCUGUCAAGCACUAGACAUUGGACCAGACAAGGUGCGAGUCGGCUUGAUUCAGUUUGGUUCCACUCCUCGGCUGGAGUUCACCUUGGACUCGCACACCACCAAACAAGAGCUGAAGAAGCAUAUGAAGAAAGUCUAUUACAGGGGAGGCAGCACUCAGACUAGCCUGGCUCUGAAGUACGUGUUGAGGAAGGGUUUCCCAGGCGGCCGUAACUCAUCCUCUGUGGCCCAGAUCGCCAUCCUCUUAUCAGAUGGGAGGUCGCAGGGCAACACGAUGCAGGCGGCUGCACAGCUCAAAGAGACGGGCGUGGUCCUGUUUGCCGUGGGCCUUCGCUACCCCAGGUGGGAGGAGCUUCAUGCUUUGGCCAGCGACCCGACGGAGAACCACGUUUUCUUCGCCGAGCAUUUCUACGACGCCGUAAAUGGCCUGCACACCACACUGAGCACCUUCUCUGUGUGCAAUGCCACACCCCAAGGCUGUCAGGUGGAGUCGUUUCCCUGUGAGAGGAAGACAUUAGAGACAGUGAAAGAGCUGCAGGGGAAUUUCAUGUGUUGGAAAGGAUCCAAGGGGUAUUCCCCAUACAUGUCUCUCUGUCCACACUACAGGUACAACAAGGUGUACAAGAGGCACCAGACAGUCUGCCAUCGGACUAUCUGUCCAGAUCCCUGUGACUCUCAGCCCUGUCUGAAUGGUGGCACAUGUGUAUCAGAAGGUCCAGAGGGUUACCACUGUGUCUGCCCACCUGGCUAUGGGGGAGACCCACACUGUGCCCCUGCGAUGUCACUAGACUGCUCUGUGGACCUGCUGUUCCUGGUGGAGGGCUCUGCCACGCUCACCUUGGAGGGCUUCCUCCGCCUCAAGUCCUUCUUGAAGCGCUUCCUGCAGACUGUGAUCGGUUCUGACAGCCCCAGCAAGGUUGGCUUGGCGGUGUUUGGUGGAGAGACCAGAGUCGAGGCCCAGGUGGGCAAGUUCAAAGGGGACAUAAGGGGUCUGCUUAAGGCCCUGGAGGCACUUCAGCCGAUCGGUGGCGAGACCUUGACCGGCCAGGCACUUCGUUAUGUCACACGUCACGGCUUUGUGAGCCCACCAGUCUUUGCUGAUGUUUCAGAUGAUCUUCCCCGCGUAGUGGUGCUGAUCACUGCUACUCCUGCCGUGGACGAGGUGGUGGAGCCCUCUAAAUAUGCACGGGACAGAGAGGUCUUCCUCAUAGGCAUGGGACCAGACUACUUAAAGGGACAGCUGAAUAACAUCACAGGAAAUCCCCAGAGGACUAUCACCUACGCAUCACCUGAGUUCAGCGCCAAGAUCCCUGAGCUCAAGGCUAAGAUCUGUAGUGUGGACACACAAGGUUGUCUGGGGCAGGCAGUUGACCUGGUGUUUGCCCUCGACGCCUCAGGUGGAGUCGGCCGUGAUAACUUUUCCACCCUGCGCGACUUUGUGCGCAGCCUCACCGUCCAGUUCGACAUCAACCGCGACGUGGCGCAAGUGGCGCUUGUGGCCUACGGUCGGAGACCCACCACCGUUUUCAAACUGGAUUCUCAUGAGACUGGCUCUGCCAUCCUCAAGGCUGUAGGUGAAGCCGACUAUAUGGGAGGAGUUGCCUCAACGGGCGCAGCUUUACUUCACAUGCACUCCAACGUCCUGACGGUGACUCAAGGCGCACGACCCGGAGUCAACAAGGCUGUGGUGGUGGUUACUGAUGGCUCAGGUGGCGAUGACGCGGCUGUUCCAGCUCAGAAGAUAAGAGACAACGGAGUUUCAGUGUUUGUGAUCGGCAUCGGAGAUGUACAGAAAGAGAGGCUACUGCAGAUCGCUGGUUCAGAGGAGCACAUGAUCUCGGUGCCGUCUUACGAAGAUCUCAAGUACUUUGAAGAUGUGCUGGUGCAAAUGUUGUGUUCAGAGGCUAAAAUGCCGGUAAAUCUGUGCAAGCCGAACCCGUGUAUGAACGAUGGGGUCUGCAUCCUGUCUGGAGGGAGCUUCCGAUGUCAGUGCCAAGGCUAUGAAGGACCACACUGUGAAACAAGAAGCAGCAGGCCUUCAUCCAGAGGAGAUCGUCCAAGGCCUGCUGGUCUCAGGAAGAAGAGCAGGCAGAAGAAGAGCCACCAGGAGCUCCUGCAUCUCUAUAAACUGCACCGCCGGAGACACGCCGCCUGAUAACACCCCACACACCUGAACACACACACAGACACGUACACAGAAACAAAUCGCUUACCAACACUUAAGGACCAUGGAUGUUUGCGGGUACACAGUGGAGUGUAAAGGGAAAACUAACGAUACUACUUCAAUAUUUAAACUUGCACUCAACUUUAACAAGUGCCUUCAGACUGUAUGUAAUGCUACUGUGUUGUCCAUUUUUGUUGAAUUCAUCAACCAUCACUGUGUUCACUGUUGUGCAAUUAUCCCAUCUAUUCAAACUUGUAAACUUUUAUAUUAUAUUAUAGUGUAUACUGUGUGAUUAUUUUUUAUUAUUUUGAAUAAUGAGAAGUCUAAAGAUAUUAUCUCAAACUUUUUUCUCUUUCUAAACCAAAACAAAAAUAUCAAAUAUGGAAUAUCAUAUUUGUUCCAAAAAAUGAUUUUUGUAGUAGUAAGUAGUUAUCUUCUUAAAUUUACUGAUCAAUGUUUUUUAAAUGCUAAAAAGAUGUUUGUUCUAACUAAUGAACAAAAUUACUUUAUAAAUGAUAUAUGUAUUUUGUUAUUAGUUAUUUUAUUAGUUAUCUUAAAAUAAGGAUGUUUUGUACUUAAAUCACUUCUGGGGAAAGUAGAAAAAACAAAAGGUCAAAUUCUAUAAUACCUGAUCAGUAUCUAUAUUUACAUAGCAGAAUUAUUCCACAUGUACAGCAGAUUAAGUGUUUUAUUUUAAAUGGCUGGGCGGCACGAUGGUGCAGUGGUUAGCGCUGUUGCCUCAUAGCAAGAGGAUUCCAGGUCCGUAGUCAGCUGGGAUAGGCUCCAGCUUCCCCGCAACCCUGACGGAUAAGCGGUAUAGAAAAUGGAUGGAUUUAAAAUGGCUAGUCUUUUAAUUACAAUCAACUGAACCCUCUAAAACAUUUUUUAGAUGAACAUCCUACCAUCAAAUGACUCCCUUUCGUGAAUGCUUUAUUACUUCAUGAGACGUGACUGAGUUGACUCUAAUUACCUUGUUAAACUUUAAUGUUGCAAGUU